GGCCUGACGGUGCGCUAACUGCGAGUCGUUAUGCAUAUCUUGGCAGCUUCGACGGCACCAGUAAUGUACAGGUGAAGGCAGCAUAUCGCUUUGGCAUUCCUUUGGCUGGGACGAUGUCGCAUGCAUUUGUUUCAUCGUUUUCUUCGUUUAUGGAUUUGCGUCUGAGUCCAUCGCCUUUGGGCCCUGACUUCCCUCAAGCUGUGAUGAGUGCUCGCGAUUUGUUGUUUGGAGUUUGGCCCGAGGCGAAUUUUCACCAAAUGGCGAAAGAAGGAGAGCUCGCAGCUUUUGCUGCAUACGCAAUGACAUUCCCCGACAACUUCUUGGCUCUUGUUGAUACCUACAACACCCUUAGCUCUGGCAUUCCGAAUUUUUUGGCGGUUGCGUUGGCGAUGUUUAAAUUGGGAGCAAAACCAAAAGGCGUUCGAAUAGACUCGGGGGAUUUGGCGUACCUCUCCAGGGAGGCUCGGCGUAUGUUUAAGCAAUGUGAAGAGGCUUUCGGUUUUCCUUUUGGUGGUUUGUCUAUAGUCCUUUCAAACGAUUUGAACGAAGCCACAAUAACUGCCCUUAACGAUGAAGGCCACGAGGCAGAUGUAUUUGGAAUCGGCACGAAUGUCGUCACCUGCCAGGCUCAGCCGGCUUUAGGAGUGGUGUAUAAGCUGGUGGAGUUAGAAGGCAAACCCUGCAUGAAGCUCUCAGAAGAUGUUGAAAAAACUUCUCUUCCCACAGCAAAAGCAGCUUAUCGUUUGUAUAACAAAGAAGGGGUACCUGCUGUAGACCUUAUUCAGAGCGCUUCAAUGCCCCGACCUGUGUGUGGAGAGAAGUUAUUUUGUAAGGACCUCUACGCAGACAAGAGACGGUGUUUCUUUAUCCCAAAGACAGUUGAAGAGCUUUUAAUAGUCUUCAUUCAAGAAGGAAGGCUCAUCAACCCUCUAGAAACCAUUGAAGUUUCUCGGGCGCGGUGCGUGCGGCAGCUGCAGCUUUUUCGAGGCGACCAUCUGCGUUUGCAUGCUCCUACAGAGUAUAAAGUGUCUACGACAGAAGAGUAUUAUAAAUUCUUUCAUGAGAUGUGGAAUACGACUGCCCCUAUUCAUACCCUUGAAUAA
Messenger RNA from Eimeria acervulina, 1103 nucleotides. Its product is annotated as nicotinate phosphoribosyltransferase, putative. The record is from RefSeq and is a predicted model, not a curated record. Gene Ontology annotation, molecular function: nicotinate phosphoribosyltransferase activity. The transcript is spliced from 11 exons. Lineage: Eukaryota; Apicomplexa; Conoidasida; Eucoccidiorida; Eimeriidae. The annotation marks the transcript as partial. Gene Ontology annotation, biological process: NAD+ biosynthetic process.